This is a messenger RNA of Cydia splendana, 1865 nucleotides long. RefSeq names its product dnaJ homolog subfamily C member 5 (gene Csp). The coding region runs from base 188 to 826 and encodes 212 amino acids. Gene Ontology annotation, cellular component: type Is terminal bouton. The record is from RefSeq and is a predicted model, not a curated record. Lineage: Eukaryota; Metazoa; Arthropoda; Insecta; Lepidoptera; Tortricidae. The transcript has 2 exons. Gene Ontology annotation, biological process: regulation of neuromuscular synaptic transmission.
UUGCAGCCUUUGCUGUCUAGUCUGUGUCACCAGUGAAACGUAGAUUGGGCUGGGGCUAAUUUUUAUUACUAUCUACUUGAUAAACUGCUUUGUAGAAAAUUCAGAUCAUUGCUGCUUCUGCACAUUAUUAGUUAACGAAAAAUAUACCUAUUUAACCGUCUUAAGUAGUGACCAUAGAAGAGAGGCAAUGGAUAAAAGGAAACUAUCAACAGCCGGAGACAGUCUCUACCAAAUACUUGAAGUGCCCAAAACUGCUACAGCCGAUGAUGUCAAGAAAAGUUACCGGAAAUUGGCGUUAAAAUAUCACCCCGAUAAAAAUCCCAAUAAUCCAGAUGCUUCGGAAAAGUUUAAAGAAGUAAACCGCGCACAUACUAUAUUGAGCGAUGCGACGAAGAGAAACAUUUACGACAAUUACGGCUCGCUCGGGCUGUACAUUGCGGAACAGUUCGGCGAAGAGAACGUGAAUGCGUAUUUCGUGGUUACGAGCACCUGGUGCAAGGCACUGUUCAUCGUAUGUGGUAUUCUGACGGGCUGCUACUUCUGCUGCUGCCUGUGCUGUUGCUGCAACUGCUGCUGCGGGAAGUGCAAGCCGCGCCCGCCAGAGGAGUCGGGCGACUACCACACGCUGGAGCGCGACGAUUCGGACGGCGUGGCGGCCGUGACCGUGCAGCCCGGCGGCGAGGGCCGCCCGUCCGGCAAGCAGGCUCCGCCGAUCGCCAUGCCCGCGCCUCCCGACGCCGGCUCCUCCGAACCGGCGCCUGCCUCCUAUGGCGCCUCGGAAAAUACUGGCCUCAACACAGGAAGCAGUAUUCCAAAGUACACGUGAAGUAACUAUUCUCGGCUAGUCUAACGUAUAUUUAAGAGUAAUGAAGAAAUAAAUUAACCAUGAUUGCGCACCGUUGCUGAUAAAAUUCGAGCCUUUUAUUAUUAACUGUAAGUUAUAUUUUUAAUUUUGUAUAAUUAUUUUUCAACAAUAUUAUUCUGAUAUUACUUUUCUGCCUGUAGCUAAUCUAUAUGUGACGGUGUUUAUAAUACACAUAGGAACUAUUUUUCUAUCCAUUUAAAAGACUUUCGGGUCUUAUUAGUUACUUAUUUUGUAUUUAACUGUGGUACAGUCAGUAUCACAUAUAUAGUGACGGCCAACGUGGCCAAAUAUCUCGUAACACUCCUUUGUUACAAUAGAAAUCAUGAUGUGUUCCGAUAUAUUUGGCGACUUUGGCCGUCACUAUCUAUUUGAUGCUGACUGUACCAGAGAGAGGAUAGUUAAUAGUAUCAGCUUGUGUCAAGGGAAAGAUCGUGCCGCGAAAAGAACUAUUACUCUACAUAUAAAUAAGUGAGCGGAAAGGUUUCCGAGCCAUCAUCUAGUCAGAUUGCUAUUAUUUUCCGGUACAGUAUUUUCUUUGACUAUUCAACUCUGUAACCUAUUUAAACACCCUCAAAUCUUUCUUUGAACAAAUCUUAUUACAAAAGUAACCGAGCAAGCGAGAUACGUGCUAUCAUCACGCCUAUCAUAUUAGUUCGACCUAAAAUAUGGGUAUCAAAAUAAUAAUUGGUUACGACUAUUCCACUUAUUGUAAUAUGUAUAUAAAUUAAUUCAAAUGAUUAAUGAGCUUUAUUUUUAAAUAUUUACUGUAUACCUACGUAUGUUCUAAGGCUUGGGUCUCCCGUUGAUGCCGGGUGCUACAUAGAGCGUCCCGUUUUGUAGAAAUGUUUCUGUAUUCCCGUACUAUGUGACGUUGUACGUAGCGGAGACUAAGGCACUAAGUCCUCUAAAUAAUUCAACCACCGAAAAUAGAUAUUCCUUGCAUACAUAUGUUUAAAUUGUUUUAUUCUUCAAAGUUACAUCAAUAAAGUAUUAUCCUAAG